CCAGUGCGAGCUUGGCAGUAGAGGUGAAAUUGGCUCCUCUGCCAAUCUAAUGGAAAAUCGCUUCUUUGAGAAAGUGUCAUCUGCAAUCGUGUUAAACAAAUCAAACAUUCGUCUUAGACGCGACAAUUGCCGUAAACAACAAAUCCUGCUCCUGCUAUUAUGUUGUUUAAACGGAUCAUUGAAGGAAAGUCCAUGUUGAACGCGGAUGCCAAGAACAUUUCGCCGGAGAAAUGUUCUAGAAGGAGGUCGGAAUGUGAUGGAUGUAGUGAACAUUCCACUAUAUUGGAAGAAAUGAUGAAGAUGGUGUUACUUGGUGUGGUGCUCUGGGCGGGAGUCACCUUCGGGAGUCAUGUGGCUCCUUAUCCUCUAAAUCUUAUUUUAUCUACUGACAUUAGUCAUCCUCCACCUAUGUAUGAUUAUCCGUUUCCGAGUGCUGAAAUGUUGAGGAGGUUACCGCCUGUUACUGCACUGCACACAAACAGGUCGAUAAGGAUCAGCAAGCUAGAAGUAUCCAUGUUGGAAAGGUUGGAAAUAAACUUGCAGUCCGCUGGGAUCACUCCUAAAGCGGGCUCCGCUGCGCUUGGUCUGGCGAUCGACGGUUCCGUCUCCGAAAAUGCCAUGCACUAUGAGAAGUCAUCGAUGACGAUCACCAAAGCGUCUCAGAAUCUAGUCUACACGAGGUGCCGAAGAUAUGGUUUGCCAAAUGAUGAGUGUGCGAGUUUCAUCAGCACGUUGAAUUUGCGUGAGAGUGAGUUUGGUGGCGAGUGUGCGGCUCUAGAGCGUUUCACUUGUCAUACAAAUAAGAUGUCCUCGAAGUAUCGUACUUUCGAUGGUUCCUGCAACAAUCCUGUGCGGUCUUCAUGGGGUCAGGCACUCACCGGCUACAAACGUCUUCUGCAUCCCAGAUAUGCCGAUGGCAUUGAAGAGCCUCGUCGCGCUUUGAGCCACAAUGCGCUGCCGUCUCCUCGCGCAGUCAGUACUAAGCUUACAAGCAACUUGGAUGUGCCAAACAAUGGCAAGACCAUGGCAUUAGCCAUCUGGAGUCAGUUUGUCUACCAUGAUCUGGUGCACACUCCAGUUCGCAAAACAAUUCACACGAACCAAGCUAUCCGGUGCUGUGGAAACGAUGGGUUCCCUCUUAGUCCAAGAUACAUCCAUCCGAGCUGUAUGCCCAUCUCUGUGCCUCAUGAUGAUCCUUUCUACAAGGAGAAGUACGUCACUUGCAUGGAGUACACUCGAUCCGUCACUACCUACAGAGGAGACUGCACUUUUGGAGCUGCUGAGCAGAUGAACCAGGCGACACACUUCCUUGAUGGAUCAAACAUUUAUGGCGCAAACAGUUAUGAUGCGGCAGCCCUACGUGAGAGGACCGGGGGUCUUCUAAAGACUGCUCAAAUUGAAGACGAAGAACAUCUGCCAUUAGCUGCCAACCCUACUGAGCAGUGUCUAGUGGACAGCAAAACUGGAACUUGCUUUAACACCGGUGAUGCUCGUGCCAACACCCACCCAUGGCUAGCGAGUAUGUACUCCAUUUGGGUGAGAGAACACAACCGCAUCGCUCGUACCCUGGCCACUCUCAAUCCUGGCUGGAACUCCGACCGUCUGUACCAUGAAGCGAGAAGGAUUGUCAUUGCUGAACUCCAACACAUCACCUAUAAGACCUGGUUGCCAGCACUUACUGGAAAGUCCUUCGAUGAGCUAUACGAGAGUUAUGACCCAGGAUACGUCUCAGAGAUUGACCCCACAAUCACCAACUCCUUUGCCACUGCUGCCUUCCACUUCGUCAAUAGCCUUCUUGACCAGGACAUUGAGCUCGUUGACAAAGACAACACUGUGACACCUCACCGUCUUCUAAACAACUACUUCAAGCCAGAGCUGGUCUCACAGAAGGGAGGAUUGGAGAAGAUCUUGAGAGGAAUGGUCAGUCAGAAGAGCCAGGGAAUGGACUUCAACUAUGAUGAUGAUCUCCGUCAACAAUGGUUGGGUGGUCUAGAUGUGCUGGCUGUGGACAUCCAACGUGGUCGUGACCAUGGUCUACCUGGCUACACCCAGUACCGCACUCUCUGUGGCUUGCCUGCCGUCUCCAGCUUCCAACAACUCAGUGACGUCAUGCCAGAAGAGACAAUUGAAAAACUGGCAAAACUGUACGAGAAUUCUGGUGACAUCGACCUGGUCAUUGGUCUGAUGGCAGAGUCGCCUGUCCCUGGAUCUCUUUUGGGACCCACAGCCAUUUGCAUUAUCAAGGAACAACUUUGGCGCACAAAGGCAGGAGACAGAUAUUUCUACAGCCACCAAGAUGAAGCUGGCAAGUUCACUAAGAGGCAGCUUGCUGAAAUCAAGCGCUCAUCUCUCGCAAGACUGCUUUGUGACAAUACACCGUUUGAUAGAAUUCAGAAGGAUGCCUUCCAGCCGGUGUCUGAAAGCAAUCCUAUCGUCCCAUGUGAAGAAAUCAAAAAGGUCAACUUGGAAGCGUGGCAGGCGUCAACAGAACAGCCUGACAUUCUCACUCGCACCAACAAUUGGCUCAAAAACAAAGUCGGCAGCUCAGGGAACUCCACUAAGUAGAUUCUCGCCUUUAGAAUAAGUAUAUUUUAUUUAUCUGCAGUGCAAGUUCGGCCAAUAUAUUUAGAUUUAGUAUUUGCUAUAGGUAAUAAUCCAUCAAGUACUUAACAAACUGCUUGAUGUUUGAAACAUAGUUGUAGUAAGAAUACCAUGAAGUUCUAUCUAUGAAUUUAAACAAAUGCGUAGUAUAGAGAAUGUAUUAAGACUGUUCCAGCUUGCAUUGUAGAAUUUAAGUAUAUUGUAGUCGAGCGUUACAGUAUUUUGUUUAAUUGUGACAGUGUGUUUAUUUAGUUAGUCGUAGAUAGAACCACGUUCCUCGAUACUAAGUCGAAAGUGAACUUUAAGUCGUACGGCUUAAGUGUGUCGACCAUUCGGAUGUCUUUUGAGAUUUGUAUCUGCAAUGAAGACAGGUUUGGUCGUAUGUCUGUCGUGUGAUUGUACCGUGUCGUACAGUGGCUGUGAUAUGUGGACGUUAAGUCCACUGCAUAGAGGAAGAAGUCUCGAGCCCGAGACGUGAGUUUAUGAUUCUCGAGAUCCAUAUGUUAAAAGAUCCGAGAAUUGUUCCUGAUAACAAAAACGAAACUUUAACAUCUGAAACAGAAUUUGAGCAUGAUCGUUUCGUGCUAGUUUGAAGUACUUAGAUAGUAAAGCAAGCCAGGGUAAUUUCUAUAGAAGAUUGAACAACUUUCGGAGAACCACUUAGAUCAGUCUACCCUGGUGAAGAUUUGUGGGUUGUACUGUAAUAGGUAAAAUCAACAUCAAGUUUAUCUAUACCUUGAUUCUUACAAACAUCUUUUGGCUUCUCGAUACGGCUAAUAAGGAAAUUCUCGUGAGAGUGAAAAUAGUAUCAGUAGUCUUUAAAGCGACGCACGAUGCAAUCCAAAUAAGGAUUUUUGGCUCUUGGUGACAUAACGAGGCUAACCAGUUUUCACUGUAAUUUAUGAUAGCUUGAGUAACAUGGUCAUUAUUUUGAUCGUUAUCGUUCGUCGUGAGUUGUGGUGCAUCCAAGUGCGGUCUUUCUUAGAUGUUUGCACUCAUACACUUGCAUAUUUGGUCCCAGUAUUUCUUGCAUCUUAGUUUCAUUCUCUUAACUUGUUUCCUGUUGUUAUCUCGUCUUGUUUUCGAGUUCUAUCUUUACUCUUGUGAAUUACUUAUUUGAUAGUUUUAAGGUUCAAUUAUUUUUCUUUUUUGUUAACAACGAAAUUUUGGAGUGAUGGCGAAAAAUUAAUGCCAAAGACUGGAAUAUAACUGAUAGCGGCUAGUUUUCUUAUUGUUACAACCUUUUACUUACAUGGAAUUGUAAAAUUGGUUUAAUAUUUUUUCAAAAGUUUUUUUUUUUAUGUAUUGUUUAGGUAUUGAGCUUAAAAAAUAAUUUGUCAAUUAUACUUAAAUGUUAAUUUGUAUUUAAUUUUAACACUCUUGCUCUCGAAAACAUGCAAUUUGUAAUACGUUUCAUGUUUAUUACUGUUCUUAAAAUUAUCGUGCAUAAGUGUACUUAUAAAAUAAAGAUACCGACCGAAUUGAGAACCUCCCCCUUUUUAGUAAGUCGGUGAAUGAUUGCACAAUACUUUAUGUAAUGUAAAUAAUAGAUAAUUACUUCUUGGAUUUGGAUGAAAGCAAUUACAAGGGACUUUUUGAGAUUCUUAAUUAAUAGGGUUAUUAAAUCAAAGUGCUUACUGCCAUACUCAGAGACAUUUAAUGAUUACUUAAACUAUUCCUUGAAUUUGUUCCAAAAACAAUUGCUAAGGCCUGGUUUAAGUAAUCAUUAAAUGACUUUGAGUGGGGCGGUUAGUGAUGUAAAUAAAAUAAAUACUUUGACUUUAAACUCUGUUUUGAUGUUGGUGUUUUUGUCACAAAUUCAACCGCAUUAUUUUACGAUAACUGCCAAAAUAUAUAUUUAUCGAUAUCUAUUGAUACUUUACUUUUAAUUAAUGUGUAAUGAUUUAAAGAAUGUGAAUGUUAACUAUAUUUUUUUUUGCGAACAAAUUGAAAUUAAUUUAAUUAUGUUUUUUUGAAAUCGGAUGUCUUGUUGAAUUUUUGCGACAAUUCACAUUUUGGAAAUUGUUAAAAUUGUUUUGAAGAUUAUCUAUCUUUGUUUGAAGAUUUGUUUUAUUAGAUUCUUGUAUUUUGUAAAUUGUCGCAAAAAUUACUCUCCUAUACCUAAGUUCUUUUUAUACGUCAAUAAAUUUAUUUACCAUGUA
This is a messenger RNA of Spodoptera frugiperda (fall armyworm), 4763 nucleotides long. RefSeq names its product peroxidase. Bases 160 to 2565 code for a protein of 801 amino acids. The record is from RefSeq and is a predicted model, not a curated record. Gene Ontology annotation, molecular function: peroxidase activity; heme binding. Lineage: Eukaryota; Metazoa; Arthropoda; Insecta; Lepidoptera; Noctuidae. The transcript has 13 exons. Gene Ontology annotation, biological process: response to oxidative stress.